Messenger RNA from Xenopus laevis (African clawed frog), 3483 nucleotides. It is a transcript of the gene osbp2.S, whose product is annotated as oxysterol binding protein 2 S homeolog. Bases 110 to 2098 code for a protein of 662 amino acids. The record is from RefSeq and is a predicted model, not a curated record. Lineage: Eukaryota; Metazoa; Chordata; Amphibia; Anura; Pipidae. The transcript is spliced from 13 exons.
GAGAUGGAUGAAACCAGUGCUGGUCAGCGAGUGUUGAGUAAGCAGUCCCUGGUCAGCAGGAGAAGGCUGCUAAAGAAGAUGCUGUAUUUGGAGCUCUUCCUAAGGAACGAUGUGUUUAAAGUUCAUCGGUCACCUUUGCCUUAUACCCUACAAGAACUCCUUGCCUCUCUCCAUCACCUGCCAAGAUGACUCUGGGGAUGAAGAGCCAAGUACACAGUCUGAUAAGAGUCAGUUACACAGCUCUCUGAAAGCUCUGACUAGUAAGUUGAAUGACCUCAGCACUUGCAAUGAACUCAUCGCUAAGCAUGGCGCCGCCCUCCAGCGCUCCCUGAGUGAGCUGGAGAAUCUCAAACUGCCUGCAGAGAGUGGGGAGAAGAUUAAGUCUGUGAAUGAGCGGGCCACCCUCUUCAGGAUCACUUCUAAUGCAAUGAUCAAUGCAUGCCGAGAUUUUUUGGAUUUAGCUGAAACCCAUAGUCGUAAAUGGCACCGUUCUUUACAGUAUGAGCGUGAACAGAGAGUACGAUUGGAAGAGACUAUUGAGCAGCUAGCAAAGCAGCAUAAUAGUUUGGAAGGGGCCUGUUGGGAAGUCCCAGGUCUCACCUCCAACACAACUGGAGUUCCCAACACUCCAAAAGGGAAUGUCCAGGCUAUAAAAGGAGAAGCCACUGAAGAAGAUGAAGAGACAGAGUACUUUGAUGCCAUGGAGGAUGCACCAGCUUUUAUCACAGUAACAGCUGACCCUAAACAGCACAGGCGUUCUGGGAGCAACCUAAGCAGUGCUAGUGGAGGCCUCCCAGAUGACUGGCAUCUUGAAGAUUCAUUUCAUAGUUCCCAGGAAAGUAAUCAUGAAUCUAAGCACAAGGAACUUAUACCUAAGAAAAGGAGAAGAUCACGUAUCCCUGACAAACCAAACUACAGCCUUAAUCUCUGGAGUAUAAUGAAGAACUGCAUUGGCAAAGAAUUAUCUAAAAUCCCUAUGCCUGUGAAUUUUAAUGAGCCCCUAUCUAUGCUCCAGAGGCUUACAGAAGACUUGGAGUACCACGCAUUGUUGGAUAAAGCAGCGAAAUGUGAAAGCUCUAUUGAACAGAUGUGUUAUAUUGCCGCAUUUUCUGUGUCUUCCUAUUCCACCACAGUCCACCGGACAGCAAAACCAUUUAAUCCACUGCUAGGAGAAACCUUUGAACUUGACCGACUAGAUGAUUUAGGAUUUAGGUCCAUAUGUGAACAGGUUAGUCAUCAUCCACCUGCUGCUGCCCAUUAUGUACACUCCAAAAAUGGAUGGAAAUUGUGGCAGGAAAUCACGAUUGCAAGCAAAUUCAGGGGAAAAUACCUCUCCAUCAUGCCACUGGGGGACAUCCAUCUGGAGUUCCAUUCAAGUGGGAAUCACUAUGUGUGGAGAAAGGUCACCUCUACUGUGCACAAUAUCAUCGUUGGGAAGCUCUGGAUAGACCAGUCUGGAGAUAUAGAGAUCAUCAACUAUAAGACGAAGGACAAAUGCCAAAUGAAAUUCAGCCCUUAUAGUUACUUCUCCAGGGAUGUUGCUAGAAAGGUCACAGGAGUGGUGACAGAUGCAAAUGAAAAAGCACAUUAUGUUCUAUCAGGCACCUGGGAUGAAAAAAUGGAAUGUGCAAAGAUUGUACAGAGCAACCAUGGGAAUAGCAGUGCAGAAGGCAAACAGAAGACAGUGUACCAGACCCUCCUUCCAAAGCUGCUCUGGAAGAAAUAUCCUUUGCCAGAGAAUGCAGAGAACAUGUAUUUUUUUUCGGAAUUUGCAUUAACACUGAACGAAUUUGAUGAGACUAUCGCACCCACGGAUAGCAGGAAUCGGCCAGACCAGCGAUUGAUGGAGAACGGCAGAUGGGAUGAAGCUAAUGUAGAGAAACAAAGACUCGAGGAGAAACAGAGAGAUGUGCGCAGGAUAAGGGAAGCUGAAGCUGUCGAUGCAUUAGAAGAAGGUAAUGACUACGAAGGAUACCAGCCACUGUGGUUCGAGAGGAAAGUUGACCCAUAUACCGGUGAACUAAUUUGCAAUUACAAAGGUGGUUAUUGGGAGUGCAAAGAAAGUCAAGACUGGGCUUGCUGCCCUGACAUCUUCUGACCCAGUGUGAGCUGUAGAGCUGACGAUCCACCCCCCCCCCAAGCAGUGCUCAUAAAGGAUGCACAGGAGGCUAAAGGCUUACAGCUCUGGUGAAGAAGGGACACAAACCUGAAAAUAACCAGAGUAAUAGAAACACCUGCCAGAAUCAUCUAGAAUGGAGAUAGCAGGGAUCUAACGCAUAUUUUCUAAUGAUAAAGCUUUUUUGGUUUACUACAGUGACAUUUUUUAGCAACUAAUAAGGACUUGGGGAAAAUGAAGAUUAUUUAUUUUAUUGUUAAUGUUUCAUUUGACAUUUGCGUUUUUAUAAUUGCCUCUUUCUGCCUUUUUCAAGGUCUGGAUCCUCUAAUGUACAAUUCAGUAUUUUGAGGAAAAUAGAGGAAUUGAAAGCACUUUUAGAAAUGUGUAUUCAUGGACAUUAUCUAUGUCUAUAUUCUCAUUAAAAGUCAUAAGAUGUGAAUUAAAAGGGCAGUAACAAGUGGCAAACAGAUGGAUCUCCUGGGCACUGUAUCAUGAUUGCAAAGGAUCACAUGACAGGGAUGCCAAACCUGCAGCUCGUAGGAUUUUGAUGAACUACACUUCUCCUCUCCUCCAACAGCAAAGCUCACAAUUGUAGUUUAACAAUCUUUGAAGAGCUGCAGCCUGACAACCAUUUUUUUUCUAAUUGACUUAUGCACUUUUGAUAAAAUAUUUCCAAAGAUGUCGUGCCGCUGUCCAUUAAAGAGCCAGUAACACCAAAACAAUGAAAGGGCUUUAUAUACAUUUGAAGGAGAACCAGUGAUGCUAUUCGCUAACCUGCACCCCAGGUUGGUGGGUUUUGUCUUCAAAAACUACACUGGCCUGGGGAUACUUUAGAGCAAAGUGUGCAGCCACCAUCUUUUACUCCAUUCUUAACCUAAGCCUACUAGAGCUGUGAGUUUAUGCUCUUCAGAAAUCAGAGAAGUUGUUUUGUAUUGUGCAUUAGCGCAAUGGCAGGGACCACCAGGGAAAGAAGAAAAAUUUCAUUCCUCCCAACAUUUGAAAAAGAGGGAAAAAAACAUCAGCAUAAAAUUAUUUUGACCACGUCCAUUUUGUGACCACACUCCCUAAUUACCAUCUCUAUUUUACAAAAUUUUGGCCAGUUAUGAAAGAAUGAACACAUUUUUAAGGCAGUGUUUUAUGUGUUAUAGCAGUUUUGGUAAUGAAGGUGAAAUUGCCCUUUAAGCUGUGAGUCAGUUUCCCCAAGAGACCUGCUUAUCAGUUACAAUUGUUUCUUUGUAUCUUAAAUUGUUACAAAUGUAUUUAAGACCAGUGUUUUGGGCUCUUUCUGCCAAAAAGCUUAUUUUUUUAAUUAAGUUUCAGAAACGUUUAUAUCUUUUUCUUGAGUCAGUGCAGGAGAUCAAAGAGAA